Messenger RNA from Bursaphelenchus xylophilus (pine wood nematode), 1556 nucleotides. Lineage: Eukaryota; Metazoa; Nematoda; Chromadorea; Rhabditida; Aphelenchoididae. The record is from the annotation of a GenBank genome assembly.
AUGUCUGACGGAAAGGACGAACUCGUGCAACGCGCCAAGUUGGCCGAACAAGUAAGUUUUUGCCUGCAAAUGUUGUUAUUUUGUCUAGUGUAAAAUCGAAAUUCAUCGAAAGUCAAAUUUUUUUGGGAUUUGUAGGAUGAUGUAGCGAAAAGGCUAAUAUUUUUAUUUUUUUCUUGCUUUCAGGCCGAACGUUACGAUGACAUGGCCCAGUCCAUGAAGAAGGUCACCGAACUCGGCUCCGAGCUUUCCAACGAGGAGCGUAACUUGCUCUCGGUCGCCUACAAGAACGUGGUCGGUGCUCGUCGUUCCUCCUGGAGGGUGAUCUCGUCCAUCGAACAGAAGACCGAAGGAUCCGAGAAGAAGCAACAGAUGGCCAAGGAAUACCGCGAGAAGGUCGAACGUGAGCUCCGCGACAUUUGCCACGAUGUCCUCGACUUGUUGGACAAGUUCCUCAUUCCCAAGGCCGGCAACCCAGAGAGCAAGGUGUUCUACUUGAAGAUGAAGGGAGAUUACUACCGUUAUUUGGCCGAGGUCGCCACCGGAGAUGACCGCAACGGUGAGUGCUUUGUUAUUAUGAGAAAGUGUGAUGUGAGUGUGCUUAGAGAACUGAUUUCGGAUGGAAAAUAAUACUUUUUCAAGGAGAAAUUACGUUUUUGUUUACCGAAGAGCUUGGAAAAUGAAAUUUUUUCUAAAAAUUGUUUUUUUUUGUCAUAAAAGAAUUUGGAAACGCUACUAAAACAGGAAUUUCCUUUUGCUUUUCCCUGUCCAAACAGUACUAAACAGCACCACUGACAGUUUGCGAGCACUCACACGCGGCUUUCUUUGGCAUCGAUUCUUUUGUGUGAAUUUCUGUUUGUUUUAGCCGUUGUUGAGAAGUCGCAGCACUCGUACCAGGAGGCCUUCGACAUUGCCAAGGACAAGAUGCAGCCAACCCACCCGAUCCGCCUGGGCUUGGCCCUCAACUUCUCUGUGUUCUAUUAUGAGAUUUUGAAUGCACCUGACAAGGCGUGCCAGCUUGCCAAGCAGGUAAUCCUUCGGACUAAUCGUUUUUGGGGUUUCAGCCGCGGCCCAAACCGGAGAAGCCGAGUAUUCGGCUGCGCUGGAAAUGGCCAAGAAGCAGCUCCAGCCCACCGACCCGAUUCGCUUGGGAUUGGCACUCAACUUCUCGGUCUUCUACUAUGAGAUUGCCUCCUCGCCCGACCGGGCGUGCCAGCUAGCCAAACAGGUGUUGAAGAGGAGAAGACGGAAUGAGUGGGAGACGGACCGAGGCAUUAAUAUUUUAUUAUACUAGCCUCUGUCUCGUUGAACCCCGUUUUUCUUUUAUUUUUGGUCAUUUGAUGGCCGUGGGACAACUCCAGAAUAUGUUAUACUAACUCCUUUGCUUGCAGGCCUUCGAUGACGCCAUUGCUGAGCUCGACACCCUGAACGAGGACUCUUACAAGGACUCGACCUUGAUCAUGCAACUCCUCAGAGACAACCUGACCCUGUGGACGAGUGACACCGCCGGAGAAGAGCAGGAAGGAGGCAACGAGACGGGAGAGACUGGAGGCAACUAA